Medioppia subpectinata is the source of this 807-nucleotide messenger RNA. NCBI's taxonomy places the organism in Eukaryota, Metazoa, Arthropoda, Arachnida, Sarcoptiformes, Oppiidae. The record is from the annotation of a GenBank genome assembly.
AUGCCUAAUAUGAUAAACCCAUUUCUCUGCACUCAUAUCAUAUACGCGUUCGCUAUUCUCGAUAAACACUCGCUUAUAAUGAAAGAAUCGGACGAAUGCACAGACAUUACAAAUAGAGGAUACGAACAAAUCACAGCAUUAAAAGAAAAAAAUCCUCGGCUUAAAGUUCUGAUAGCGAUCGGCGGUUGGAGUGAUAGCAGUGAUGGCGACAAGUAUUCUCGUUUGGUGUCAUCGCAAGCAAAUCGAGUUAAUUUCAUUGAAAAUGCUAUUCAUUUCAUGGAGAAACACAAUUUCGACGGCUUAGACCUGGACUGGGAGUACCCGACGUGUUGGCAGGCGAACUGCACGGCUGGCCCUCAAUCGGACAAAAUUAAUUUUGCCAUCUUUUUGAGAGAAUUGCGAUUGGCUUUCAAUAAACGUGCGAAGCCUUUGCUUCUGACAGCAGCUCUCGGCGCCACUAAAGAGAUUCUGGACAACUCAUAUGAGAUUAAUUCAUUGAUGGUUAACUUGGAUUUCAUUAAUCUAAUGACUUAUGACUUUUACACAACGGGUAGUUUAGUGGCCGCACAUCACUCACCACUAUAUUCACACCCAAAUGCUAGAGAUAAAUACAAUUCUGUAUUGAACUCCAAUUUCUCAGUUAAUUAUUUGAUCAGAAAGGGAGUGCCGGCUCAUAAAAUUAUCAUGGGCAUUCCGUUUUACGGGCGAACAUUCAAACUGAAUCAAAAUUCAAACAACGACUUCGGGUCGCCGGUCAACGGGACGGGAAUUGAAGGCAUUUAUACCAAAGAGAAUGGUUUUCUGGCC